Protopterus annectens (West African lungfish) is the source of this 1365-nucleotide messenger RNA. Its product is annotated as beta-1,3-galactosyl-O-glycosyl-glycoprotein beta-1,6-N-acetylglucosaminyltransferase 3-like. Gene Ontology annotation, cellular component: membrane. The coding region runs from base 1 to 1365 and encodes 454 amino acids. The transcript has a single exon. Lineage: Eukaryota; Metazoa; Chordata; Ceratodontiformes; Protopteridae. The record is from RefSeq and is a predicted model, not a curated record. Gene Ontology annotation, molecular function: acetylglucosaminyltransferase activity.
AUGAGAUUUAAAAUCAAGCUCAUUUUGCUGUAUCUCCAGAAAUCUUUGCUUAUCAUUACUGGAAUAUUAAUAUUAACCAGCAUUUUGAUGCAUAAACCAUUAAAGCAUGAUCAUAGUCAAACAGAAUUCAUUGGCUAUGCAGUUCAACAAUACAGAAAAGAAUGCCAACGGUACAGUUCUAAAGAUCAGCAAUUGUCUACGCAUUCUGGAAUUAGCUGCUCCAAAAUAGCAAAAGGGGAUCCAGAGGCUAUUGUACAGGCUUCUUUGAGUGCGCUCUCUGUUAAAAAUAAGAGAAAACUUUUAAGUGAGGAUUUCUAUCUUAACUUGACUAAAACUUGCUCUUAUUUUAAGACUUCUCGGAGGUAUAUCACACAGCCUCUUAGCAAAGAGGAAGAAGAUUUUCCACUUGCAUAUUCCAUGGUUGUACAUGAAAAUAUUGAAAUGUUUGAAAGACUUUUAAGAGCUAUUUAUUCUCCACAGAAUAUCUACUGCAUCCAUGUGGACCAAAAGUCUCGGAACUCAUUUACACGAGCAGUAAGAGCAAUUGCAACUUGCUUUGAUAAUGUUUUUGUGGCCAGUAAACUAGAAACAAUCGUCUAUGCAUCUUGGUCAAGGGUACAGGCUGACCUGAACUGUAUGAAAGACCUUCUGGAAAGUAAAGUCAAAUGGCACUAUGUGAUCAACACUUGUGGUGCUGAUUUCCCAAUUAAAACUAAUGCUGAGACUGCUAGAAUGCUCAAGUUACUUAAUGGGAGAAACAGCCUAGAAUCUGAAAAGCCAUCAGCUUACAAGGAAGGACGUUGGAAGUUUCAUCAUGAAGUCAACAACAGCAUAAUAAGGACAGAAAUAAAAAAAUCUGCACCACCUAUUAAAACACCAGUAUUUACUGGAAAUGCCUACUUUGUUCUUGCAAGGAAAUUUGUGAGAUACUUGUUUUAUGACCCUGUUCCUCAGCAGCUGAUAAAGUGGGUGCAGGACACAUAUAGCCCUGAUGAGCACCUCUGGGCUACACUAUAUCGCAUACCUGAAGCCCCAGGUUCAGUUCCACCCAAUAUGAAGUAUGAUGCAACAGAUAUGCAAGCCAUUGUAAGGUUAGUAAAAUGGGAAUACUUAGAGGGGGAUAUCUACAAAGGAGCUCCAUACAAACAUUGUACUGGCAGCCACAGACAUGCAGUCUGCAUAUAUGGAAGUGGUGAUCUCAACUGGAUGCUACACCAACAUCACUUGCUUGCGAAUAAAUUUGACCCCCUUGUAGAUGACAUUGUAAUACAAUGUCUGGAAGAGUAUCUAAGGCAAAAAGCUCUGUGUGGUAUAGAUUUCUUACUACAAAAUGCUGAGGAGGUUUUUGACUCAGUAAGGACCUAA